AUGACCAGUAGAGAGAGCACUGAGGGAUAUGAAGGUGGUCAUCCACUACAGUUAAAGUCCUCCCAUGAGUCUCCAACCGAGAAAAAUCCCGUUCAAAUGAGCGAGGGACAAACUCAACAUCAUGAAACCUUCGAUGCUCUCAAGGUGAUAGAAUACCCCGAGAGUCGUGUUACUUGGGACGGGGACAAUGACCCGGAGAACCCGCGAAACUGGCCGAUGCGCCGGAAAAAGAUCUUUACCUUAGCUGUAUCGAUGAUGGUUUUCAGCGUUUCCUUUGCUUCCAGUGUCUUCGGCUCAGCCAACAAGGUGGUGGGUGCUAAAUUCGGAGCCUCCAGCGAGGUUAUGGACCUAACCGUGACUCUAUUUGUUGCUGGCUUUGCAAUCGGCCCUUUGUUUUGGGGCCCGUUCUCGGAAGUGAAAGGCAACACCACGCCGCUUUGUGUGGCGGUCGCCGGGGCUGCCAUCUUUCAGAUACCCCUUGGCCUGGCGCAGAAUGUUCAAACGGUGCUCGUGAGUCGGUUUCUGGCAGGUGCCAUUGGGAGUGGGGUCCUGGCUGUCGGCUCAGGCAUGUUCUCAAAAAUCUAUGGGCCGAUCCACCGUGCGGUGGCCGUCGGGACCACAUCAACAUUUAUGAACUUGGGGAGUGCUCUGGGCCCCAUUGUCGGCUCGUACACAGUCGAGUAUGCCGGAUGGCGCUGGCUCGCCUGGAUCACCCUCAUUCUGUGCGUGGUGGUUGGGCUCAACGCGAUGUUUACCGUCCGCGAGUGUUCGGGCGACGUGUUGCUGGUGCGGAAGGCUCGACGAUUGCGCAAGGAAACUGGCAAUGAGCUACUGCACGCCCCCUUGGAGGAGGAGGAGGGCAUUGAUUUCUCCGCCUUGGUCCACCACCAUCUCUCCAAGCCACUCCGCAUGAUCACACAAGAGCCCAUUCUCAUAACCAUGACUGUGUAUCUCACCAUCGUCUACGGCUCCUUUUACCUCGCCUACUCGAUGUUCACCUACGCCUUUGAGCUUCGAGGCUGGUCUAGCACCACUGCCACCCUACCUUUUAUUGCGGUAUAUAUCGGUCAGAUCAUCGCCUUCACAUACUGUACCUGGUACAACCUUAAACCGUACCGGCGUGUCUUCGAGGCCAAGGGGUACUGUACCCCCGAGGACCGACUGCCGCCCAUGAUUCUCGGCGCCUUCAUUCUGCCCCCUUCACUCUUCUGGUUCGGGUGGGCGAUGAAAACCCAUUGGAUGUGCCAGAUUGUUGCCGCCUGUUUCGUCGGGGUCGGAUUGCAGUUGAUAUUCAUUACGGGCAUCGUCUAUAUAAUCGACGUGUACAUGACCUGCCCAAACUCCGCCGUCUCCAUCCAUGUUGUAUGCCGCAGUCUGAUUUCCUCCACCUUCGCGCUGUGGUGUACCCCGAUGUAUGACGCGCUAGGGGUCGAGUGGACCUCUACUGUGCUGGGAGCCGUGGCGUUGGUGUUCAUGCCAGCCCCCUACAUCUUCCGCCGGUAUGGGGUGGCAAUUCGCAAGUCCAGUAAAUUUUCCGACGCGCACUUCUAA
Messenger RNA from Aspergillus costaricaensis CBS 115574, 1551 nucleotides. RefSeq names its product MFS multidrug transporter. Gene Ontology annotation, biological process: transmembrane transport. Bases 1 to 1551 code for a protein of 516 amino acids. Gene Ontology annotation, molecular function: transmembrane transporter activity. The record is from RefSeq and is a predicted model, not a curated record. Lineage: Eukaryota; Fungi; Ascomycota; Eurotiomycetes; Eurotiales; Aspergillaceae. The transcript is spliced from 2 exons.